AUGCAAAGUGAACUCAACAACUUCGGAGGCCUAAGACUGAAACUCCAAGAAGAGGAGAAAGAAAAAGCCAAUUAUGUAAUGGCAAGAGACAGGGAAGUAGUUGAUCUUAAGAAUUUGGUCAGUGAGUACGAGACCAGGUUAAAAAGGCAAAUAAGUGAGACUGAAACUUUCAAGAAAGAGAAAGCCCUACAAAAUGACAACUUAGUCAGAGCUCGGGACGAAAUAAAUUUGAUGAAAGCAACUUCUGAACAACUGAAUGAGAAAAUCAGAGAACAGAGUUGUGAGAUUGAGGAAAAGACUUCAAAGCUGCUUCAUCUUCAGAAGAAAUAUCAUUCUUUAAAGAAAGAGCAUGAAAAACUGAGCCAUGAAGUAGAAGAAACGAAGAGAGAACUGGAGGACUCUACAGCUGCUGCCGGUAAAAACCAAAUGUUGCUAGAGGGAAACAUGAGGGAGAUGGUUGCACUGAAGGAAAAAUUGGAGAAAGAGAUAGGAAACAUGAGCGAGAUGGUUGCACUGAAGGAAAAAUUGGAGAAAGAGAUAGCGCACUGCAGCUCAAAAAUAAUGCAGCAGCAACAGGUGAUCAACCUCAAUGAAGCUGUGAAGUCAAGACAUGAACAAAUGGUCAGAGAAUAUAUUGAGGAAAUCAGGAGUCUCAGGAUCGAGAACAAGACAAUUAAGAUUCACCUUGGCAUCACUGACAAGAGACAGAUAUCGCUGACCUCUAAUAUUAUGUUGCGUAGAGAGAAAAUGAGGGAUAAAACAAGAGCUUCUCACUCCUGUUGCCAUAUGCUGUACAGCCAGCACUGUCAGAACGAGUUUUCUGAGAAGAGCCUACAACUCCUGAAGGAAAAGGACAAAGAGAUUGCGGAUCUGAAGCACAUAUUGGCUCAGCAGCCAAAUGAUGCAAAGUUGAAGCUCCAAAAGUCCCAAUGGGCCUUGAGAGACUUCAAGAGUAAGUUCAUGGCAUCAGAGGGAGAACUUUGUGCAUACAUGGAAGCCCAUAGUCGAUUGAAAGAGGAGAACAAGAUGCUCGCAGGGGAGCUGAAGAAGCUCAAGUUGUCAAAGUACACCUGCUUGCCUCCUAUUUCAACUAAGUCCCAGCCCUUGGACCAGUCAUCGUCUCAGCCCUCACCUCAGCCCUCGCCUCAGCCCCCGCCCCCGCCCUCGCCCCCGCCCCUGCCCCCGCCCAACUUUGAGGACGAAACACAGGAGCAGGGUGAAUGUAGGUUCAUAUCAAGGUACACCUGCUUGCCUCCUAUUUCAACUAAGUCCCAGCCCUUGGACCAGUCCUCGGCUCAGCCCUCGCCUCAGCCCUUCACAGUUACUCCCAUUGCGUCAAAGGGCCGCCGGCCUUCAACAAAGCGUAAGAUUGUCUAUCUGAAUGACACUGAUUGCCCUGGAGGAAGUGUCACGCCGCGCUGA
Molecule: messenger RNA, 1422 nt
Organism: Chelmon rostratus (copperband butterflyfish)
Lineage: Eukaryota; Metazoa; Chordata; Actinopteri; Chaetodontiformes; Chaetodontidae
Product: arp2/3 complex-activating protein rickA-like
Exons: 1
Coding region: 1-1422 (473 amino acids)
Source: RefSeq, a predicted model, not a curated record